GAUUGUGAUAUUAUUUACCAGGAUUUAAAUAUUUUAAGAAAAUUUCAUAUUUUAAACAUAAUUUAUCAAGUACCGACAACCAACUUAAAGUAUUUAAAAUGAGUGGAAAAGAAGCAACUUCAGCUCCUGAGAAAAAGAAAAAGGAGAGUAUUUUAGAUUUAACAAGGUACUUAGAAAAAGCCAUAAGGGUUAAGUUUUCAGGAGGUCGAGAAGUAUCUGGUAUUUUAAAAGGAUUUGAUCCAUUAGUAAAUCUUGUAUUGGAUAAUACUUUAGAGUAUUUACGAGAUCCUGAUGAACCUAUGAAAUUAACGGAAGAUACAAGAACAUUAGGUUUAGUUGUUUGUCGAGGUACAUCAAUUGUACUAAUUUGUCCUGUUGAUGGUAUGGAAGCAAUUGCCAAUCCUUUUGUACAGCAAGACUAGAUGUUUAAAUUAUAUUUAAUGAUUAACUAAUAAUAAUUAUAUAGCUGGGUUUUUAUGAGCAUUUAUCAAAUGUCCAUAGGAAUGUAGCUUUUAAGGUUUUAUCAUUUUCCAUUAUGCAUUUCUAAAUUUACUUUUAUACAAUACAAAUAAAAAUUUCAAUAAAAGUUACAAAACAAUAAAUUUAAAUAUUUUAUUUCUGUAAAUUCAAUAUAAAUCUAUCUUUUAAAAUCAUGUUUUAUGAUUCAUUAAUCUUAAAACCUAAGAUUUAUUUUAUAUUAUGAAUAUCUUUUUAUUAACAACUCCAUUCAACUCCUUGUCUAAUAAUAUUAAUAAUAAUAAUAUUUAGUGUACAUACAAUGGAUCAUAAUUAUGUAUAAAGAAAUAAACAGUUUGUAUACCAAGAAGUUAUAUUUUAUUGCGAUGUAAUUUAAUCUGAAGAAGGUGCCACUAUUUUAUAUGCAACUAACAAUAUUAAUAGAAAAUAAUCUUUUGACAUACUU
This is a messenger RNA of Rhopalosiphum maidis (corn leaf aphid), 922 nucleotides long. RefSeq names its product U6 snRNA-associated Sm-like protein LSm7 (gene LSm7). The record is from RefSeq and is a predicted model, not a curated record. Gene Ontology annotation, biological process: nuclear-transcribed mRNA catabolic process; mRNA splicing, via spliceosome. Gene Ontology annotation, cellular component: spliceosomal tri-snRNP complex; Lsm1-7-Pat1 complex; catalytic step 2 spliceosome. Lineage: Eukaryota; Metazoa; Arthropoda; Insecta; Hemiptera; Aphididae. Gene Ontology annotation, molecular function: RNA binding. The transcript has 2 exons. The coding region runs from base 99 to 422 and encodes 107 amino acids.